GUUAAGGAUGAGGUUGUGUGUAGUAGUAAAGGAAAAUGGCUGUGCUCGCUUGUGAACUGGGGUGCGGUGUUUCAUUAGCCAACGGAGAUAGGUGAAAAAUGUAAAUUUGUAUAUGAAUGUACAGUGAAUAGAACUAAAAUACAAAAACUCACCAUUAAAUGAAUAAAUAAAGUAGUCAAUCAACCGGCGGGCUUACUGCUGCUGUGUUGUGACACUAAUUAUUAAACCAUUUCUGGCGUCACGUAAUAUAAAACGAUUGUGCUGUCACCUAAACAUUUCAUUCUCUAGGUGAAUUAUCUGUCUGAAAUGUUGCCAUUACGUCUGUGAUGAGUACUACGGGAAGUUCUUAUUGACGACGCUUGUACAAGACUAUCGAAAAAAAUAUGCGACUCUUUCAGUUUGUGUCUAAGUGUGUGACAACAUGUCAACAACACUCAUGAGGUCCGAAUGUAGAAAAUUCGCCCCCAACAUCUUCAAUAAAAGCAAGUGCACCAACUGCUUUAGACAGAAGGAGGAGCAUAGUGCAGAAGCUCUCCAGAGUAACAGGGCUACCCGGAAAGUGGCGAAAUGCGGGUACCUGUUUGUAGCCCCAGGAUGGGAUUUUUCCAAUCCCCUCAACCGGACCAAGAGAUGGCAGCGGCGCUGGUUUGUGCUUUACGACGAUGGAGAGCUGAGUUACUCCGUGGACGAGCAUCCGGACACUGUACCGCAGGCCAGCAUAGACAUGAACAAGGUACUGGAGGUGACGGACGGCGAGGAGGUGACCGGACACGCUUACAGUUUGGCCAUCACCGCGCCAGACCGCGUCCACUUCGUGAAAGGCACUUGUCGCGAGGAAUGCCGGUGGUGGGGCGACGUUCUUGCCGUCUUCCCUAGGAGCAAGGGUCGGCAUAAGCGCAAUGCAACUUUUCCUGGAGGUCAGGCAACCAGUAUUCUGCAGCAGCCUCCUUCAGUCAGGGCCACAACACCUAGCGAACCAAGACCACGAUUCAACAGCUGCCACACUGAACCGAGCUCUCUGCGGCAUAGCCCAUCACCACCAUGGUUACCAGUGGAGGCAGAAGCCUUCCCCACACGAGAUGUGACCCCACCAGCUGAAACGCAACCAGCACCUGAAGUACCAGUCACAAUACCUGUGGACUCAAGGAAAAUUUACCGUGACCAGCCAGCUUCUUCUGCAUCACCACCUACACGGGAUAAGAUUCAGAGUGAAGAAAAGAUUAGGACUCGCAGAGUUGCAAACAGAGAGAAACGAGGGGUGAAAACUGGUCGGAGUUUCUCUGAGGACUUCUCAGGGAUGCUACCAACAUGGAGGGAUCGUAGCAAGGCAGAGAGUCCAAGUGACCACCAUGAUGCACGCAGAAUUCUUCUGGAAGAAUACACGAGUGAAUGUGACAAACAACGUGAUGAGAAGCUGAAGGAUAUUGCAGAAUCACUAACAAGACCACGGUGCCGUCGCAACAUUCAGUCCCACAGUACUGCUGCAGCUGUACACCCUGUUUACCAGACAAAACCCACAAGAGAUGGAGAAUAUAGUGAGGAAGAACAAAAGAAAGGGUUUGACAGGACAGACAGUCCGAUCAUCUCUCACCAAGAUCACAUUGAUGGUGGAGGAGAUAAACUUGUCCGUGGGGAUCCUGACGGUUGUGGAUUGGACAUAUCUACGCAUCGCUACUCUCCAAGCUCAGAGUUACGUGUUGACCUCCCAGCUGAAGACUUGCUGAACAUCAAGAAGGGCUGGCUCAUGAAGCAAGGACCCAAUAAAGAAUGGAACAAGCACUGGUUUGUUCUGCGUGGGGCAGCACUGAUGUACUACCGUGACCCUACAGCUGAGGAUAAGGGUAUUCUGGAUGGAGUCAUAGACCUUAAUGGUGUGAACUCUAUAUCUGAAGUUCAGGUUGCUCGCAACUAUGGUUUCCAAACUUUGGCAUGGGAUGAACGUCGGUAUGUUUUAUCAGCUGUGACAGCUGGUAUUCGUGCCAACUGGAUGUCUGCAUUGCGUAAAGCUGCAGGCUUACAAGAACCUCCAUCUGCAGGAGGCUGUGAUAGAACUCUGAGUGUGGGUGAGAGGCUUGAGCAAGAAUUGGACAAUUCACAGCAGCUUGCAUCACCCACUGGGCAGUUGGAACAAGAACCUUCAAUUGUUCCCAGUACACCUCUUACUCCUCGGUCACUACUCUUCUCAUCAGAUGAAGAGUAUCGCACGGCAUCAGAAGGAGGACGUAGGGAAAGUGAAGACUGGGGAGAGCCUCUUACUCCUCUCCCUCCUUCACCACCCUUGAACAGGACACCUAUAUCCAGAGUAAAAGAAAAAGCCAGGUCACGAGUUUACAAGAGGUCACGGUCAUCGCCACCUUCAUCAAGACGAUCAACUCUGGACUCACUGCGAGCCGAUGAUUUGUUGCUGGCUUGUUGUGGUGAACUUCCUGAGUCUGAUGCUGAAGAAAGUAUUGGACUGGAUUCUGUGAAGAGUUCCCUAUAUGACACAGACAACCAGUCAUCUGAGAUGGAGGAUCUCAAGCGCCAGUUGAAUGUGGCGCUUUGUGAAGUGAGUAAUGCAGAGAAGGAACUGCUGAGGCUUCGUCAGCGAAAGUCAGAUGUGGCAGCUCUUGAACAGCGGUUGCAGGAUUUGCUUAAGGCAUUGGAACGUGCUGAAGAUGAGCUUCGGCAGAAAACCAAAGAAGCAGCUGAAGCAGAGGCUUUGAAGAAAAGCUAUGGUGAGCUUCUGAGAGAGCAUGAGGAAGUGCUGACUCAUUGGCGACAACAGACAAAUGGUGAGGAUUGGCAGGAGUUGUAUCAUCAGCUGGAAGCCAGGUACCAUGAAGACAGUGAAGAAUGGCGGCAGAAGCUAACUGAUGCAGAGUCCGCACUUGCUGCAGCAUGUUGUCGGUGUGAUGCACUGACUCGAGAGGCAGUGGAAGCAGUCUCCCUUGGCGAGCAGUUGGCUCGAGGCAUUGAGGAAAAUGAGGCAUUGUACAGGCGUGUUCGUGAGUUGGAGGGGCGGGCAGGGAGUGCAAGUAGCAGUUCUGCUGGUGGCAGCAACGGUCUGUCGGCAUCAAGGGAGAAAGGCCGAAGUGUUGAUUCUCUUAGUGAUUUAACAAAUAUUGAUCUUGAUCUGGACCUGUCACAGAUUGACAAAGAGAGGUUAGUGGAAGAAUAUGACGACCUACGUGGUCGCUUUGAGAAGGCUGUGGCAGAGAUACGUGCCAUGAAGCGUGAGUUGCGUGAAUCACAUGCUCUGUAUGAUGAUCUGGAGCUGACGCUAAUCACUCUACGACAGGACGGGAAACGCCAAGAAGAUGCUAGCAAUGCACAAGCUGCUCUGAUGGCCGCAAGAGUGGAGGAUCUUACAUUGAAGCUGAGUGCCGCUGAGAAGCAGGUUCGAGCACUGAAACAAAAGCUCUUGAAAUCUGAUUCUCGUGAAAAACGGCGCUCCCUGUCUUUGAAGGGACGUGAAUCAUUUCAGAUUUGCAAAGAGCUUGAAGAGAAAUUGGCUGAAUUGGAAGCCAAAAUCACAUCCUUGGAAACGGGCCAGCCAGUUGCAGUGACUGCAUCACCAAGACCCAUCAAGCAUGCAAGAAGUGCAUCUCCUCAAAGCAGAAAAGAUAUAAGUAGUGAUGAAGGAGGUUCAAAAGGUUCCUCCCGCAUACGUCGGAAGUCUCUGGAUAGUGCUACCAGCUCUGAGCCAAUGAAGGUGUUGAUCCGUCUCUCUUCUCUGGAAUCCAAGGUUGCAAAGGCAGUUGACAGGAUAGGAAAGAAAGUUGAAGGUGAUAUUGAGGGGGAGGUCUUGCCCAGUAAAAAUGUGCAGUUCUCCUCUCCAAAGCAGCCACACCAUGUGGAGGUGAGUGUGGAACCAGCACAAGACUCUAUAUGCCUGGAGGAUGAAAAGUUUUCAAACCUUGAAAAUGCUCUAAUAAUUACAAGAGCCAAAGUACAAGAGUGUCUUAAUGUAAUAGCAUCUAAUAAGUCUCCAGCCUCAAAAAAUCGUCCAUCUUAUUUGGAUAGCUUCCAGUAUCUUGAGAACUGUUUAGGCGAGGUGAAAAAUAUCCUAGAAAAAUGUAGUGGAAAAGGUAAUGAUGCUGAGGCAGAAAUCAUUAAUGGUUCAAAUAAUUCAUUGGAACUCAUCAGACAUGCAGCAGUGAAGUGUGUGGUAAGGAAACUUGAAAACCUUUUGCAAACGAAGUUAAAGGAAAUAGCAGCAAGAAAAGCAGAAUUAGUGCAGCUGGGAAGGUUUGACAGUCAAGCCCGUAUGCAGCUUCUAGCUGAGAAACUAGCCUAUGAAUCUGUGCUUAUUGGUAGGAUAGCCCAGGCUGUUACCAGUUGUGAGGAUAGUAGCAGUAGCUUCAGGAAACGAGUCUUAGAUUCAGAGAUUAUAGAGUGCAGGCGCCUAAUUCUUGAGCUGAAGUCAAAAUUGAAAGGAACCGCAGAAGCAAAGUCCAGUUGCUAUGAAACAUCACUUGAGCAUCUCACCAGAGUUCUUUCAGCAAGGUUGAUGGCACAGACACAUCUGGCUUCCAGCUGUGGAUUUCUGGCUCAGAGAAGUGAAGUGAGAUGGUGCCUGAAACCCAGUAGUACAGAUGCAACAGAGAUGUUGCUGAAGCAACAGCAGGAGCUGGAAGUGUGUAUGAAAAACUACAGAACAGCCAUAUUAGGACAGCUGGCCCAAUCUCUAGCUAUUGAGACACUGAGUCUUACAAAUGAACAUGAACAGAGGAGAAAUAUAACAGUGGAGCAACAGAGAUUUGGACAAUCUCUGACUCCAACACUGGAAGACCAAAGGAUCCGUGAAGCAUGGACUAUGGCACAGGAAACUGUGAACCGUGAACUAAUUCAGGCUGAGAUUUCACAUGUUACCAUGCGCUGUGGGCAGGUGUAUGAAACUAGUCUUGCAAUGGAACAGGAAGCAAUGUUCAGUUUCUUAGCAUCACAGCACGUUGUUUUGGAACAGUGGUCGGACACAGUUGAAGGAAUUCUGAGGCAAGAGAUGGAAUCAGGUAUUGAUGAACUGACUCGAAACUAUGAGGAAUGCCUAUCAAAAUUGAAGAAAGAUAAGUCAGCGAGAACAUUAAGUCAUGGGGAAGAAGCAAUGUUGGAAUCAAGAAGACUGCUAUCAGAAUUUGCAGAUAUGACUGCUCACAAAGCUAUGGUAGAUGCUCGUAUUGCCGUGAUAUGCAAUGAAACACCUCCCAUGGAAUCACCUGAUAAUUCCAUUACAAAUGGCAUUUCAAAUGAAGUGGUCACCAAUCUGCAGACUGAAGACAGUGAUGUUAUUUCUAGGUUACUGACAGAUCCUGGGCAGGAUGAAUUCAGAGUUGAUUCUGCAAUGAGAAUGGAAUUCCAGUAUCUUUUUGAACAGUUUUCUCGAAAGUGCCACUCAAAUAUGUUGCAAGUGUUUAGUAAGAAGACAGACAGUGAGACUGCUGUGAGUGAUGAAGAAUGUAUUAGAAGUGUGAUGGAUUCUCUUAUGUACCUGCAGAAAGAGCUCCAGAUGGCAUUAGAUAAGUGUAACAUACAUCAAGAAGGGACAGCUGACUGUGACACCGGGGUACGUUCCUGGGAUGCCGUGUGCUCAAAGUGUGCCACUCUGCGAUUGCAGAUAACUAGUCUUGUGAGGUAUAUCCUGCAGGGACGAGACUGUCACAGGUGUCAACAGCUGCAGGAAACAGUGCAUAGGUUGGCUUCGGAACAUGAACAAGAGCUCCAAGCAUUGCAGCGAUGCCAGGAGCGAGAAAUGGCUCAAUUACGUGGUGAGCUGGAACAGCAGAGGCAGUCACUGGUAUGUCAACAUGAACAAGAACAAGCACAGUUAAAGGAAAGAGCUCGUCGUCUGGAACGUCGGCUGGGUACUCUGGAUUCAGAAUAUGCUCAGCAGGUUGAAAACCUUAGAUCUGCAUACCAAAAGACGCUUUCAGCUGGGUUAGAACGUGAUGUUGAAGGAGAAGAAAAUAUUCGGCAGCGGUAUCAGGCUGAAAUUGAGCAACUUCGAGCUUUAUGUGAAAAGGGCCUGGUUGCCAUGGAGAACUCUCAUCGCCGCAUCAUAGCGGAGUUGGAGGAGAAACAUCGCCAAGAAAUAGAACAGUUGCGGCAUGAGAAAGAGCAAGCCCUGGCUGAGGAAACACAGGCUACAUUAGCAGCACUGGAUGCCAUGAGGAAAGCUCAUGAGACUGAAGUGCAGAAAGAGAUUGCGAAAUUCAAGUCAGAAUUCAUCAAAAAGAUGCAGUCCACUCAUGACAUUGGUGCUGUCCACAAGGAGCAUGAAGCUGAAAUGGAAGAAAUCAAACAGGAGAUUCUCUCUCUGUCAGAAAGAUACUCUGUAAAAUGUGUGGAGUCAGCAGCCUUAGAAGAACAAGUGGGAGUGAUAAUGAAACAGCUUACACAAGCACAACAACACAUUCAACAAUUGGAUGCUAGAAAUAAGCAGUUGCGUGCACAUUUGGUAUCAGAAGUGAGUGAGUUAGAAGCAGGCUCAGAAGGUAAUGCUGCACAGCUGCUGUGCCAACGUGAACAUGAACUGGAACAGAAGUGUGAGGAAAUAAGUCACCUUCAACACCAGCUUGAUACCACCAAAACUCAUGGGGAGCAGCUGAGUGCACUUUGUGCGCAGCUGAUUGAUGGGUACAUGUGUACCGAACAUUGUCAUGGCAACCGGAUGGGGCCUCUGUGGGAGCGACUGCGGCAGCUGACAGCAGCUUGGCCACCUCACAUCACAGGUACCCAGGUCAGUGCAGCAGACAAGUCCCAGUCAGAUGGUAUCACAAAGGACCAAGGUUCAAAGUCCAGCAAGAGUAAACAGCGCAAGGAACCGCCAGCUCUCGCCACUGCAGAAUUGAUGCGGUCUCCAAAGAAAAGCUGUCAUAAAAGUUCAUCAUUAUCGUCGACUUUUUUAUCGGUUGCUCCCCUCCGUUCCACCUCGCCCUGUCCCCUCAGCGGGAUGGUGGCCGAGCGCAAGAAGAUGUUCGAACCUUAAAUAGUAACAUGUUUGUUCGGACAGUGUCCGAGGAGGGGAGGGGUGGCAACCAAUCAGUAAACCAAAAUGCUUCACGGCAAACAGCUAGGGGCAUGCUACUUGCAACCAAGGGAAAGGCAGCAGUCUACCAAACAGUUGGCAGUGAUGAGUGCCGAGUGUUAUGGAGAUUAGGUAGUCAAACACUAUCAACAUCAAACAAAUCAGCAGAACCACCAGUGCUGGAAGGUAGAAAGUUGAGUAGUGAUGCCAGUAAUAAGUAUUCAAAUGAAACUGAAGUCAAAUUUAAGCGAAUUGUUAUUGCCAAAACUGCAACCAUAAACAUGAUGAAACAUUAAUAUUCAUGAGUAAUUUAAUAUUGCAUGACAUGAACUCACAUUAGACAUAGAUAGAAACACCAAAACUAAUUACAAACCUUGGAAUUAAGUCCAAGGUACCUGCUCAAGCUGUUAUGACUUCUUCCAUUUAUCUUAACAGCUUUUGCAGAAAAGAGUAGUCAUUAAGUUCUUGCGAAUAUGCUCAUGUAAAUUUAAACUUUUGACGGGGCAUUAUUUACUGUUCAUUAUUGUGCUGUAUGAAAUACAUAAAAAAAAUAUUGCACUGUUGGAGGUAGAUGGAGUUCCAGUGAAAGUGUUGAUUAUAGUUUGAUUGCUUCUGUCCAUGAAGAACCAAUUAGGAUAGACAUUUUACGUUUUAUCGUUCACAAAAUCUUGUCUUCAAAGCAUUUGUUGCUCACUAAUUGUAUGUAAUGUAAUUAUGUUAACAAUAGAAUAUUUUAUUAGUGUCUUGUAUAAAAAUGUUUGUAACUUAUCAUUUGUGUUCUGUUCUCAUGCUGUAAACUUUACCAUCCUGUGAUGGCAUGUACUCAUUUGUUGUUAUUAGCAUUUGGUGACAUGAGCUAAUGUGAUGUGUAAGCUUUAUGUUGUUUCAAAACCACCCCGUUAAUGUACAGUUGCUGCACCAAUUAAAUGAAGAACUUAAGUUUUCCACAAUUUAUCAUGUUGCAAACUUGAAAAUCGAUUUAACAUUUAUACCUGUUGAUCUGGAAAUUUAACUGUUGAGAAAGCAUAGCAUGAAAAUUAUUUCCUGUUAUAGAAAUGUCGAGUUGCUUAACUUGGGGAAUUAAAUAGAGGCAAAUUUUAAAUAUUUAUGAAUACAAAUUAUUUCUUUCCCUCCUUUAUCUUGUUAAUUACACAUGUGGUGUGGCAGAUUACGUUUGAGUUUUUGUUUUCAAAUUUAAAUUAAUUUGCUCAGGUAUGUUGAAUGUUGAGAGUAGUGUAAUUAAUUUGUACAUUAAGUUAAUAACACACCAGUUGUAAUAUUGACUGGGCCCAAGAUAUAGGAUCAGUCAUGUGUAGAAUAGUUUAAGAUCAUGUGUGAGCUCUUCUCACAUGAAGUCUAUGGAUUCAUACAUCACCCACCUUUGUAUAUGUAUUAAUAGAUUCAGUCCUUAGCACUGAAUUCAAAGAUAUUAAUUUAAGUACAAGUUCCAAAUAAUGUUGAUAACAGCAAUGAUUAUAUUAUUUGUGACAUCAGCUUUUGCAAUAUCAUAGGACUGAAACAAUAUAUUUUGUAUACUGUUUCAAGAUUAUGUAAUUUUUAACAUUUUUAAAAUUCCAUAUAUGUCUCUUUGGUACAGUGUAUAUUGUGAAAUAGUGAAUAGUUUAAUAACAUUGUCACUUAAUGCAAAGAGAAUAGUAUAAAUAAAACAUAAAACAAUGAAUAAAAUUUAUUU
This is a messenger RNA of Cryptotermes secundus, 8699 nucleotides long. It is a transcript of the gene osp, whose product is annotated as protein outspread. Gene Ontology annotation, molecular function: actin filament binding. NCBI's taxonomy places the organism in Eukaryota, Metazoa, Arthropoda, Insecta, Blattodea, Kalotermitidae. The record is from RefSeq and is a predicted model, not a curated record. The coding region runs from base 422 to 6967 and encodes 2181 amino acids. Gene Ontology annotation, biological process: actin filament organization. The transcript has 28 exons. Gene Ontology annotation, cellular component: actin cytoskeleton.